Molecule: messenger RNA, 3432 nt
Organism: Sclerotinia trifoliorum
Lineage: Eukaryota; Fungi; Ascomycota; Leotiomycetes; Helotiales; Sclerotiniaceae
Source: the annotation of a GenBank genome assembly
CAAUCAUCCCACUUUAGUGGUACAAUCCGUGAAUGGUUAGGAGAUUCUUCGUCUCCACCACAUGGAGAUGCUAUUCCAUACCACACCAGCCAGAACGCUUCACUAAUAAAGCCUUUCUGUAUUACCUCUUCCUUAUCAACAACCCAGGGGAAAAGAAGAAGAAGAAGAAAAAGAAAAAGAAAAGAGGCUAUUGAUUAGGUAUGGAUGGUCUCGGUCGUCGGCUCUUUACAAUUUUGGUCCAUUUGAUAGUGUCCACGAAGAUUGAAACAAUGAGUCUUAGAGUUAUCUGAUGACUCGAUGAGAACAAAGAGAAUUGAGCUGAAUUGAAUUGAAUUUACUUUACUUUACUUUACUUUCCUCACUUUACAAUUUUACUUGUCAAUUCAUCUAUCUCGAUCCCUAGUUCUAUCUCUAUCUCUCUCUCUAUAUUAAUUCUCCAUUCCCAUCUGAGCUGGCAAUCGCUGCAGGAAAGCCAAUAUAACUUAUUAUACAAGGCACGAGUAACCUUGACAAGCCAUCUUGCAUAUCCCGUCGCAAUUCCAGUCCUCGGAACACACAAUCACCAAAAAAGAAAAAGAAAGAGAAAAGAGAAGAACGACGUUAUAGAAUCCACACUUCAGUACCUUACCCAUAUAUCCUAGGUAUACAAUCCGUCCACACAUCAUCUAACACAUCCAGACCCGAUACUACAAUUCAAAGAAAUUCUCCGCUCGGAAAAGCACCUCAUAAGUCCCCGCCCCUCUUGUAUGCAAGCAAGAUUGGAACUUUCUUUCGCUUCCAACCACAUCCAUCCAUACAUCCCAUACAUCCCAUACAUCCCCAUCCCAUACAUCCCAUACAUCCCAUACACCCUAUCCACGUCUUUUCACUGAACGACCCUUUUCAUUUGCGUCGGUUCAGUGCAGGGUCCUGCAGCAAGAACGUGUAGAGAGAACCACUUCAACGAAAUUUCAUCACCCAAAGAUAGCCAGGUACCCCCACAUCAUCCAUUUUGUUGCGUCGUUUGUGGCUUAUGCAAGAGAUAGAACUUUCAGUUAAGAGCUUCCACUACUACCUAAGAGUUCCUGAACAAUUGUUGCCUUUUUGCGAGGAGGAUAAAAACUUCCACCAAGUCCCAGAGAGAGAAAUUCAAGUUAUUUUGGCCAACGAUCGACUGAAUUGAGACCAAGAUUUCUGCUUUUGUCUUAUUGCGCGUGGGAUUUCAACUUCAUGCGUUUGUGGACGGAUCAUCUGAGUCGUUGAAAGUUCUCAAUUGGUUUUGAGAUUACCCUGCUGUUGAUGCUUAGGGAAAGCUCCUCCUUUGUUCAUCUUGUUUUUCUUCUUCGAGGAACUCGCAUUCAAAUUCGAACAUUAAAUACGCCAACCCAAUUGACUUGACAUUGUCAACUCGACUUCUCUCAACUGAAGAUAGGUUUCUUACAGAACUCCAAGACUUCCAAGUCUUGUUAUCCCGCUUUGGUUCUCUUACUUCGGGUAACUGCAAGGUACUAUAUCCCAGGAGGGUCAUCUUGCAUAUAUCCCUGACACUGUGCCGUUGGCAAGGAAAGCCAAAAACUGGGGAAACCAGGAGCAUUAUGAAUGCUCAAAUAUCAUUCAUUGUGAGUAAAUUUUAAUUCAAUUAAUUGUUGAAGAGUCAGGACAGUGUGUGAAUUAAGAUGUUGUUGUCGGGUUGUCACUUGGAUAAGGGCUGGAAGAUGGACACAUCUGAAUGGUGUCUUGAUCCGAAAACUAUAAUGUCUACUCUGGACCAUUCAUCACCCAGUUCCCGAAUCCAUAUCUUUUAGGGAAGAGUGAUUGUCAUUUUUCCCUUCAAACAUGUGAAUAAGUCUCCUGGAGAUCGAUGCCGAGAUCAACUUCAGACAACAACAACGUUCCUAGAUGACUACUUUCUUGCUUUCAAUCCCUUCACAGUUACUUCUCUCAACUAAAUUAGCUAUCAUGGAUUUGUUCAAAAUCUACAACAAUGACACUCUUGAUAACCUACAUACACUUCAAACAAUUACUAAUCGAUCUCAGGAAGGCGAGUUCAGCCUGAUUCACAUACCAUUGCCUCUAUACUCUUUGCUACUGCAGCCAAUCUUGAGAGUCCUGUUACCAUACAAAGAAGCAGGCCCAUCGGAUGAGAAUGAAGAUGAGGAAAAUAGUCUUAUGUUCGACCAAGAGCAUGGUUUUCUCAAUAUCAGUGUAACUCCAAUUGAAUGCUCAGUUGUCUGUCAUAAAUCUUGGGCUGAGACUGUCUUUCAACCAAUUAUCAAUACACUUGCCAAAGAUGAGAACAACAAAGUUCAAAUAUCAACUGAUAGCUACAUUGUUUUCUCUGUUGAUAGUACUGGCACUGAUGCAGGUCAGAGAGUCAUGGAUCUCACCUCACCUCUCGCGAUGGCUGGCGUCCCUAUCUUCUUCAUCACGACCUACUACACUGAUUUCAUCCUCGUUCCAUCCAAAGAUCGUCAUACGGUGGGCCAGACUCUCAUAUCCCGCGGCUUCGAAUUCUCCGAAGAAGAUUCCGCCUACGUCGUUCCAACGCCCUCCCAUUCUCGCGGCCCCAGUUCCAACUCCAAUUGCAAUCCUCCUUCCACUCCACCUCCAUCCAAUAUCGCCGAACUCCAAGCACGCACUUUCAAACAUCUCAAACGUCGCAAUGUGAAGCCUUUCGUACAGCCAGGUUUACGCUUGGUUCAAUGUUCGGGUCGAGAUCGUAUGAUUGAAGAACGAGCAAUUUCCAAUGGCAAUGGCAACGGUGUACAUACCUCCUCUCCCCUCGAUGCAAUCAACACUCGCCUCUACAUGUCCAUCGUCUCGGCACUUAUCAACCAACCUACUUUCCUCUCUCUCACCAUCUCUCUCGAAGAAGGCUCUUCUCUUCUCCUUGACAAAACUCUCCUCCCUCUAUUUGGUUCUUCGAUUCAAGGUGAUACCGAUGGAGAUCUAGUACCGAUCUUCCUUGACCUAGUAGAUUUACCACUGGAGAGUACAGGAAUUGUUUGUGGGGUAGCAGGAAAAUUGGUGGAUGAGAUGAGGUUGAAUGAUAAACCGAAGGAAGAGGGUGGUAAUGCUUUUGGACAGGAAUUAUCAUACUUGAGUACUGCGAGAGCUGGAGCAGUUGUGUUGAGUGGAGAAGGAAGUGAAAGGGCAUUGGAGAUGUUGGGUGGAUUACUGGAUCAGGAAGGAGAAUAAGAAGUUUUGAAUACCUGAAGGGGUUUGUCAUGGGCGUGAUAUAAUGGAUACAUAUGGGGAUGGAAAAUGGAAAGCUGGAUGGAAGCCAAAGACAAAACUCGGAAAUCGAGAAGUGAAUAAGUGCAUUUGGUGGAUAGCGAGUCUUUUACGAGGGUGGCCAGCUUACUUACAUGUUGGUAUCGCUUGCAUACACAAAAGGGGUUUCGUUUUAAUUUAUUUCUUGGAUUAUUUGAAUGGAUUGGGAUUAGGGUCGGG